CAUCCGAAACACUGUAGAUUAUUUUUCGUUCAACGUUAUCUUGUGUACCUCUAAAUUCUAACUUCCAUCCAAAAAUAUUUCACACAAAAAUUGAAAAAUAAACAUGGCAUCCACCACUUUAAGCCGGACUGUCCACACCCUCAGCCUCGGCUACUCCAAACCUCAGCCUCGUAAAUCUUCCCCCUCUCACAGGACUCAAGUCCGCUGCGAAUCAGUCGCAGCUGGAAACCGUCAGCAACUAAUAACCACCGUUAGAAACGGAAAUGAUUCACUUGAGAUAUGCAGAGUACUUAACGGAAUGUGGCAAACCAGUGGCGGUUGGGGCAAAAUUGACCGUGAUAACGCCGUUAACGCUAUGCUUAGUUACUCCGAUUCCGGUUUAUCCACUUUCGAUAUGGCUGAUCACUAUGGACCUGCAGAAGAUUUGUAUGGAUUAUUUAUCAAUCGUGUCCGCAGAGAACGUCCACCUGAGUAUUUGGAAAAAGUGAAAGGUCUUACCAAAUGGGUGCCACCACCAGUUAAAAUGACGAGUGAUUAUGUCCGGAAAAACAUUGAUAUUUCACGAAAGAGAAUGGAUGUUGCUUCUUUAGACAUGCUUCAGUUUCAUUGGUGGGAUUACUCCAAUAAGGGCUAUCUUGAUGCCCUUAAAAAUCUUACGGAUUUAAAAGAAGAAGGUAAGAUUAAGACAGUAGCUUUGACUAACUUUGAUACAGAGAGGUUACAGAUUAUAUUGGAAAAUGGGAUUCCAAUUGUUAGCAAUCAGGUUCAACAUUCACUUGUUGACAUGCGACCUCAACAAAAAAUGGCAGAACUUUGUCAGCUGACUGGUGUAAAACUUAUAACGUAUGGGACAGUAAUGGGUGGAUUAUUAUCCGAGAAAUUCUUGGAUACCAACUUAUCGAUCCCAUUUGCUGGACCUCCACUCAACACUCCUUCCCUACAGAAGUACAAAAGGAUGGUUGAUGCAUGGGGUGGAUGGAGUCUCUUUCAAGUUCUGCUUCGAACUCUCAAUCAGGUAGCAUUGAAACAUGGAGUCUCAAUUCCAACAGUUGCUGUAAAAUACGUCCUAGACCAGCCAUCUGUGGCAGGGUCAAUGGUGGGUGUCAGACUUGGGUUAUCAGAACAUAUUAAAGACACUACUGCUAUAUUCUCACUCAGACUCGAUGAAGAAGAUGUAAGCAGCAUUAAAGAAGUUUUGGGUAAAGGUAAAGAUCUUAUGAGAGUGAUUGGUGACUGUGGAGAUGAAUAUAGACGUGCAUAAGACAAUCACCGAACAUUUAGCUUGGUGAUAUUUGAGCUUUUCCGUAAAUGGUAGUGGUAACAUAUUGGAUGUUAUAGAUUCAAAUCUUGUUCGAACACUAUGUUGCUAUUUUUGGUCGCUUGUGCAAACUUUCUCUACGGUGUCAGUCAUUUCAUAGCUACCUAGGGUCUAAACAAAGUUGUUCACAUGUACAAUGUUGUUGUUUGAUGUAUUAAAGUAUUAUAGAUAUAACAGGAUGAGAAAGUUGUUAA
Erigeron canadensis is the source of this 1512-nucleotide messenger RNA. RefSeq names its product 1-deoxyxylulose-5-phosphate synthase YajO. Gene Ontology annotation, molecular function: oxidoreductase activity. The transcript has 9 exons. The record is from RefSeq and is a predicted model, not a curated record. Lineage: Eukaryota; Viridiplantae; Streptophyta; Magnoliopsida; Asterales; Asteraceae. The coding region runs from base 104 to 1261 and encodes 385 amino acids.